Molecule: messenger RNA, 434 nt
Organism: Peromyscus eremicus (cactus mouse)
Lineage: Eukaryota; Metazoa; Chordata; Mammalia; Rodentia; Cricetidae
Product: serum amyloid A-1 protein-like
Exons: 4
Coding region: 3-299 (98 amino acids)
Cellular component (GO): extracellular region
Source: RefSeq, a predicted model, not a curated record
GGAUGAACCUUCUCACUGGCCUCAUUUUCUGCUCCCUGGCCCUGGGGGUCAGCAGCUGGCUUUCAUUUACUAGUGAGGCUUACCGAGGGGCUGGGGGCAUGUGGCGAGCCUACUCUGACAUGAAGGAGGCCAACUGGAAAGAUUCAGACAAAUACUUCCAUGCUAGAGGGAACUAUGAUGCUGGGCUGCUGAAGUCAUCAGCUGCUGUCCUCAGCCCUGCCUCCUGUCAUGGCCUGAAUAUGAAGAAACACAGGAGGAAGAGGUGUUUUCAUGGUACUGGAGUGAAUUCCACAAUUUAGGCCAUUAGUCACAAAAAAGUCAUUAAGACAUACAAGUGGAUGAAACUGUGAAUGGUGUUAUCCUAACAGGAAAACUUGAGGGAGCCUUUUUCUAUUCUACUGUCUAUACAGAGAUGAUGCUACGCACGAGGAAAG